UUGGUUAGCAGGGCUGUUCUUGCGUAUCUGGACUUCACAUCAUAUCUUUGUUAAACACUUGAACUCUAAUUUUGUGUCUUGCUGGUGCGUUUGGUGAGAGUAUAGUUCCCGUUUAUUUUGCAUGGUUUCGUUUUAUAAUGAGUUCUGUUCAGCCACUGCGGGUCUAUACAUGCCUUCCCGUGUGCAUCGUGGAGGACCACCACGAUGUGGUGUGCCAUAUAUAUCGUGCCAUUGCAUCAAGACAUCUACCCAUGAAGAACAUCAAGCUUGUUCAUUUAGACUCCCAUCCAGACCUGCUAAUUCCUGUCAACUUGUGUGCUGACACAGUUUUUGAAAAGGAAAAGUUGUUUAGUGAGUUGAGUAUAGAAAACUGGAUCAUGCCCAUGGUUUAUGCUGGCCACGUCUCUUGUGUGGCAUGGUUGCAUCCUUACUGGGCGCAGCAAAUCAUAGAAGGGGAGCACAGGAUGACUGUAGGCAAAGACUCAUCCACCACCACCAUCAGGGUGACAAGUAAAGAUCAUUAUUUCCUCAGUGAUGGCUUGUAUGUUUCAGAGGAACAUCUUGAAAACCCAAAACCUCUUCUAUUACAUGUGAUCAAAGUCAACCCUAUCAAUCGUCAGGAGUCUUUUACAGAAAUGAAAACUGGGGAGGACUCUGAGACAUGGCUUGCCAAGAAACCCAGAAGAGAAUGUUCACAAGCUGGGGAGCCCAGUUGCUCUCAGCCUCUUUCAAGAACAACUGAUGUGCUACAGCUGGCAGAGGCCAGGUCUGUUAUUAAAGAUUCUAGACAAGAUGAACAGAGCUCCAGUGUAAAACGGGAUUACAAUGGUGAAGAUGAAGAAGGAUCCACAAGUUACGUUGUUCAGAGGAUAUCAACUUUUCUGAGUCAGACAGAGCCAUACAUCCUGGAUAUUGAUUUGGAUUUCUUUUCCUGUAAGAAUCCGUUCAAGGAGUUAUAUACUGAGGAGGAAUAUGCCAUCCUUCAGGAACUCUACUGCUUCAGAGGACCUGUUCCUAAUGCUAACGAGGACGAGCUUGAUGAGUGUGUGGAUCGUCGUAUACGUCAGUUAGAGGACUUAGAAGCAGCAUUCGCUGAUCUGCUAGAAGAUGAUCGAGAAGAGAUUGUUACACAUUGGGUCAGGAAACUUGGAAAGGCUUGUUUUGUUCACCUGGUUUCCAGUUUGAAGUCAAGAAAUCCUCACCCAGAUUAUGAAAUGGUACAUCAGGCAGGUUUAACCUGUGACUCAAUCGAGUUGCCUCAUCAUAUUAGCUCUGAUGAAGAGAUUGACAGACUUAUGUCAGCUGUACAACGGCUUCUGGAGCACCUGCCCAAACCUACUCUGGUGACGAUGUCCAGAUCCAGUCUAGAUGAAUACUGUCCUGUAGAGCAAGUGGAUUCAGUCCAACACAGAGUACUGGCUGUACUAGAAAAGCAGUAUGGACCAUUGGACAUACAAAAGGACUAUGAAAAUACUAACACGGAGGUUCAGGCCCACCAACAUACAUCCAGGACUCCCAAUAAGUGAUCUAAAUGUUGUUGUGACAAGCGCUCUCUGCAUGUAAAUGUCUAUUUUCUUUUUUGUCUGCAUGUUUAUAUAGUAUUCAUGCCAAAACUGGUAAAAAUAACAUGCAUUUUUUUUCUUGUAGCAUACAAGUUUUAUUACUGUAUGUGAGUGGCCUCGCUGAAGCUCAAAAACAAAAGAAAAAUAAAACAGAGCACUUAUAUUAUUUGAAGUUAAUAUCAUCUAUAAGAGCAAGAUCAACCAUAUCUGAAGUAAGCUAAGAUGGACAAAGUCUGGGAGAAACAAACGGAAAAUUUGACAAGUUGAUUUGUUGUAGUCCAUGCAUCUCCUUCUACCCCAAAACAAAGGAGUCCUCAUAUCCAUACAUAGAGCAGUUGUGGCUGCAAGCACUUAUGCAGCACCAAUCCUUGGCCGAACCAGAACUGGAGAUUGAUUUUCCAGGUUGCUGAUGUGUUGGGCUAAGAUGAUACAGGCAACCUCUCACAACUGCACCAAGCUCAGGCCGAGUAAUUUACCUCAAUGCCAAAGUGUGAAAAUGAGUCUUAAUUCGGGAUUUAAACUUUUCUACUGAGGUAGCACCUCUAAUAUCCACGAGUAGGGCAUUCCAGAGUACUGGAGCCUGAAAAAAAAUGCUCUGCAGACUUCUUACUGGCUCUUGGAGUCACCAAAAGACCAGCGUUUUGCAAGCAUAGUGUAGUGACUGAUUAAAGUAUGAUUUUUACACCACUUUUAUGGCAAAAUUUGUAGACUAAAUCCAAGUCGAUGGGCGUAGUCUUGUCCGGUCCUACCGUCCUCUUGGACAACCUUUGACUCCCACCUCUUCUGCUCUCCUUCGUGUCUGGCUCUCGUUUUAACCUCAGCACGGCUCGACCGUGCCUACGCCCCUCCCCUUUCUUUUGUUCAAACACACGGCUUUCAAGACCCAGUGACUGUUUUUUUUUUUUUGUCAAUGUCUUUAUGUCUCAAAAGUGUUCUGUCAAUUGCCUGUCUGUUGUCGUACUAGAAUGGCUCCAAUUACUGGAGACAAAUUCCUUGUGUGUUUUUGGACAUACUUGGCAAAUAAAGAUGCUUCUGAUUCUCCCAA
Phycodurus eques (leafy seadragon) is the source of this 2607-nucleotide messenger RNA. RefSeq names its product chromosome 13 C5orf22 homolog (gene c13h5orf22). Bases 138 to 1526 code for a protein of 462 amino acids. NCBI's taxonomy places the organism in Eukaryota, Metazoa, Chordata, Actinopteri, Syngnathiformes, Syngnathidae. The record is from RefSeq and is a predicted model, not a curated record. The transcript is spliced from 10 exons.